Messenger RNA from Plectropomus leopardus (leopard coralgrouper), 3393 nucleotides. RefSeq names its product beta-secretase 1 (gene bace1). Gene Ontology annotation, cellular component: plasma membrane; endosome; trans-Golgi network. Gene Ontology annotation, biological process: amyloid-beta metabolic process; membrane protein ectodomain proteolysis. NCBI's taxonomy places the organism in Eukaryota, Metazoa, Chordata, Actinopteri, Perciformes, Serranidae. The record is from RefSeq and is a predicted model, not a curated record. Gene Ontology annotation, molecular function: aspartic-type endopeptidase activity.
GCAGCGGGGUGGAUGGAGGAGGAGGAGGAGGAGGUGAAAGACUGGAAGGCGGAGAACUGAAUGAACGGGUCGGGAGACGGGAAGGAUGCGGAUUAACGGUGGCUCGCCGGCCAGCCCGCUUACGAUGGUUUCGGUCGUUUGAUAUGAGGAUGUGCGGAGAAAACGACGCAAGCCUGCAGUUUGUUGAUGCACCGAGCACGGAGGCAGAGCCUGUAAUCUACCCCAAAUUAUCAGUGACACCGAGGGCCGCCUGCUUUUUGAUAGAAAGGGUGAUUUUAAUAAGGCUGUUUUGUAUUUACAUGCUAGCCUACUUUGUCUUGGUUUAAAUUUGGUUUCUUUUCUCUUCGUUUACCGUGAAGAAACACAGCGACCCUUGUGGUGCAACUGCCAUCAUGGUUUUAGCCGUCAUUUUAGCAUCAGCACCACCUGCUCACCUCUCCUGUGCCGCUGCAGACUGGAUGUCAAACUGAGCGGAGCGUCGUCAAGUCAAAGCCAAACAAACCAAAAAUACAACUUCACCCAGUUUCAACAUGGAGGCGUCGACGUUACAGCCUCGCUGGUCGACAUGUCUGUUUAUAUGGACGACGUUAUAUCUGCUCGGCAGCGGUCAAUCCGCGCCGGACGCCUCGGGCCUGCCCCUAGCCAUUCGCGUGCCACUGCGGCAAGGCGCUCGCGCUGAACAGCCACCGCCGCUGCCUCGAGUCGCCGCGUACCGCGAGCACGGACACGCGGGGUGGCACGCUGCGCGCAGGCGGAGAGGAGCGGCAGCGCGCGGUGUCAGCUUCGUGGACAUGAUCGAUAACCUUCGCGGGAAAUCCGGUCAGGGAUACUACGUGGAAAUGGCCGUGGGCUCUCCUCCGCAGAAGUUGAACAUCCUGGUGGAUACAGGGAGCAGUAACUUUGCUGUCGGGGCAGCUGCUCAUCCUUUCCUUCGCAGAUACUACCAUCGCUCACUCUCCAGCUCGUACCGUGACCAGGGUAGGAGUGUGUAUGUUCCGUACACACAGGGUCGCUGGGAGGGCGAGCUGGGCACUGAUCUGGUCUCUGUCCCUCAUGGCCCCAACGCCACGCUGCGUGCCAAUAUAGCUGCAAUUACCCAGUCAGAUCGCUUCUUCAUCAAUGGAUCUAACUGGGAGGGGAUCCUGGGACUGGCCUAUGCCGAUAUAGCCCGGCCUGACGAGACACUGGAGCCUUUCUUUGACUCUCUGGUUCGCCAGACUCCUGUCCCCAACCUCUUCUCUCUCCAACUGUGUGGAGCUGGAUUCACCCAAAACUACUCCCUGGGCAGUGCUACUGUUGGCGGCAGCAUGAUCAUCGGAGGAGUGGAUCCAUCACUUUACGUGGGAGAGCUUUGGUACACUCCCAUCCGCAGGGAGUGGUACUAUGAGGUCAUUAUCGUACGUAUUGAGGUGAACGGACAGGACCUCAAUAUGGACUGUAAAGAGUACAACUAUGAUAAGAGCAUUGUGGACAGCGGCACCACCAACCUUCGACUGCCUAGAAAAGUCUUCCAGGCUGCAGUAAAAGCUAUUGAAGCAGCCUCUUCGACAGAGCAGUUUCCCUCUGGGUUCUGGUUGGGAGAACAGCUGGUAUGUUGGCAGGCUGGCACUACACCCUGGCACAUCUUUCCAGUCAUCUCUCUCUACCUGAUGAGUGAAAACCACAACCAGUCCUUCAGAAUCUCCAUCCUGCCGCAGCAAUAUCUGCGGCCAGUAGAGGACGUGGCUUCUGCCCAAGAGGACUGCUACAAGUUUGCUGUGUCCCAGUCCAGCACUGGUACUGUGAUGGGAGCUGUCAUCAUGGAAGGUUUCUACGUGGUCUUUGACCGGGAAAAGAAACGCAUCGGCUUUGCUGUUAGCACCUGCCAUGUGCACGAUGAGUUUCGCACAGCCUCUGUGGAAGGCCCGUUCCACGGCGUCGACCUUGAGGACUGCGGCUACAACAUCCCGCAGACCGAUGAGUCCACCCUCAUGACCAUAGCCUACAUCAUGGCGGGAAUCUGCGCGCUCUUUAUGUUGCCGCUGUGUCUCAUGGUGUGCCAGUGGCGUUUCGCCCGCUGCCUCCACCCACACGGCGACUUUGCUGACGACAUAUCACUCCUUAAGUGAACGGGGAGAAGAAAGGGACAAAAAGGAGUUGUAGAGAUCUGCACUUGAGACAACAGGAGAGGGAUGGAGUGUGCUUUAAGGGAUUAUUAAAAAUGUUGGUGCUGUUGAAGGAGAGCUCUGAACAGGCUUUUCAGGAAUAUAUUUAAAGUACAGAAAAUGCCAACGUGAGCAGAGCAUUUGAGGAUAACUAGAGCCAUUACUAACCUGAAGGACAAACGAGAAAGUCGGUGUCACUGGCGUCGACUUUGCCUGUUUAAGCCACCUAUGCAGAUCAGCAUGACAAGAGGAACAGAUGUGGGAAACAUGCAAAAAGGAAAUAUAGUUAUAAAUAGUGUAAAAAUAGACCACAGAGGUGGAUUGGAUUUGGAAUUUUUGAAGAUUUGUCUCUUUAACAUUACAGAGCUCCACACAGUCGCUUGGGGGGAAUUUUAAAAAGAUAAAUUUAAAACACGAUGGCUAAAUAAAAAGACUCAAAAACUGAAUACAAGAUGUGAAUCCAUCAUGUACUGAGACAUGGUUUGCUAUGAAGAGCGUGUGUUACGUGUGUUUAUAGAUCUAUAGUCUGUGGCUUCUGAGUGAAUGAAACAAGGUCGGUAUGUGUGCACAGAUGUACUGUAAGUGGAGAUUAUACAGAGCAAUUUAAUGGUAACAAAGAUGAUACACUACUGAGUAUGAAUAGCAUCUAUGAAAUUACACUAUUUUGCAAAUGCCAGCAAAGAAUUCUGCAACGCAAAUUAAGUAAGCAUAAAGAGGUUCAUUUGAUGAAAUAUCAGAUUGUAACAGCAUUUAUUGCAUAAAAUCAGUUUCGCUUGGUGUGAGACUGACUACUCAACACAGUCAAUAUCAGAUGUCACUUUCUCUUCCUAUAUUGAGCUUAAAUGUAUCUAUUGUAAAUAAACUUUGUGCUUUCCAGAUCUAUUUGUGCAGACACACAGAAUACACAUUGCUUAUCCACUGCUGCACCAUCUGAUAAUUUGCACAUGUAAAAAAAACAAACAAAAAAACACAUUACAUGUUAACAAACCAAGACUUAAUAGGGCUUCUUUCACAGACACAGGGACAGUCUAACUCACCGCAUCUUUCAAUGGGGACCAUACAGUAUAUGCUUGGACAAAGAAACCAGCCCAAAGUAUGUUAUACACUAAAGAACACUAUGUAUAUGUCUACAAGGGACAGUUUGUAUCGUCUCUCAGCAAGCUGUAUAUAGAUAAACUCAGAACUGUAUAUUUAUCUGUCAGGCGCUGGCAGCACUGUGGAUUCAAUAAAGUACUUAUUGUAACUGUAA